Cetraspora pellucida is the source of this 797-nucleotide messenger RNA. The record is from the annotation of a GenBank genome assembly. Lineage: Eukaryota; Fungi; Glomeromycota; Glomeromycetes; Diversisporales; Gigasporaceae.
AAAUUUAUGAUAGAACAAUGGGUAAUUUAAUUACUAAUGCUUCCGGUAAUUAUGUCACCAUUGAAGUUAAUAACAAAAUAAUAUUUUCAACCUUAGAAAGUUUUUCAAACAAAGUUGAAGGCAAUGAAUUUCUAUCAAAAGCGGUUAAUGUUGGGGCUACUGCUUUGGCCGCGGGUGCGGCGGGAUUUUUCACAGCUGGAACGGGAGCGGCGGCUGUAAUGAGUGCCGCAAGUCUGGCAUCAGCAAGUACAUCAACAAAAGAAAAAGCGUCAUCCUUAACGGCUAGUGGUGGAGUUGGUGGAGCAGCAGUCCGAGGAGCGGGAAUGGCAGCACUUCAAUCGGGAAUAACGAGUGGAAUUCGCACUGCUGCCGAUGCGGCAGUUUCCAAUGAAACUUACCAUCAAAGCACUUUUUAUCAAUUGCAAAACAAAUAUUUUUACAGUGGACGCCAUCCUAUUGGGUUAGAAGUGAGAUUUAGCCAAAUUAAACUUAAUCAAUAUCUCCGACAAAAGGAAAUCAAGGGUCCGCUUUUCUACGAUUACUAUAAUAUUCAACAUUUAGGCGAUUAUCUAAAUACCAAAGAAAAUGGCAUAUAUUUGGGUGAUGAUUUUUAUGAAAAAAAGGUCGAUGAUUUCACUCCUAUAAGUUCAAAAGGGGCCUUAAUGAUUGCUCCAUUAGAAAAAUUAGGCGAAGAAAUGACACAAGAGGAAUUAGAAAAAGAAGGAAAUGAAAUAAAAAGAAUGAUUGAGGAAUGGAUGGAAAAACACAAAAAAGCGGCUUUGUUCGUUCAAGAGUGA